AUGUUUACCCAUUCUUCUAUUCCUGCCAUUACCAUCAAUAGUGUAGACCUCUCGCAGAGCCUUGAGGUAUCCUCGAUUGCAAACGACACAAGCAGCCAAGAAGCUAUUGAGGGUAGGCUUUACCAUGGUCCCGAAACACUACAGGGUGACAUCCCAGCUGUGGCACCUACAAAGAAGCGCUGUUACGUUCUCAGAAAAGUCAUAAAAGGCACAUCAAAGGUAGUAAAUGCUUUCACCAGAGUUUAG
Messenger RNA from Botrytis porri, 246 nucleotides. RefSeq lists its product as uncharacterized. The transcript is spliced from 2 exons. The record is from RefSeq and is a predicted model, not a curated record. Bases 1 to 246 code for a protein of 81 amino acids. NCBI's taxonomy places the organism in Eukaryota, Fungi, Ascomycota, Leotiomycetes, Helotiales, Sclerotiniaceae.